AUAUAAUCCACUUUCUAUAGGGUAUUGUUUGUAAUUUUCAAAUCUGGGGCAGUGGCUCUAAUUAAUUCACUUCUGAUCAGUGCGCGAUUGAAGACAGUCGAGAAUUUACACAGAUACAAAGAUGGCAAACGUUUCAGAAGAAGAACUUGAUGAUAUCAAGGAGAGAUUUGAGAUCUUUGAUAAAAAAGGCGAUCAUAAAGUUGAUUGUAGUCAAAUUAUAGAUGUCCUAAGAGCAUGUGGUUUGAAUCCGUUGCAACAUGAUGUAGACAAGAUUUGCAAAGAUUCUUCGCUGGAAGGAAAACGUGUAGAUUUGGAAACAUUCUGUGCAGUAUACGAACAAAUCGCAAACGCUCCUGGUCAAGCAACUUUUGAAGAUAUGAUGGAAGCCUUUAAGACAUUUGAUCGUGACCAAACAGGUGUAAUUUCUGCUGCAGAACUACGACAGUUGUUGGUUAACUUAGGCGACACGCUCACGGAAGAUCAGGCUGACACCAUCGUGAUACCACACGAAGAUCAAAAAGGUUGCGUUGGAUAUCAACAACUCAUCAAAACAUUGAUGGCAUCAUAAUGUAUUUUACUUCUAGAGCUUACUUUAUCUUAUAAUGCCUUCUUUUGCACCAACCUUGUACCUCUUACUCUAAGUCAAGUCAUGGGCACGAGGUUACCACUUUAAUUAAAAUAACAAUUUAUAUUACUAGAAUUACACUUUAUAAGUUAAUGUCAUCGAAUAUUGCAACUUCGUCUCCUGGGAUUGCUUUCAUGAUAUUGGGAGAUGAUAUUGCAAAUAUUUGAUAAUAAACAAACUGACUGACUUUGCCCUCUUUUUACAACUUGACAAAUUCCUCGACCGACGACAACCACAACGUGACGGGUUUUUUGUACGGCCUAAAUUGCGUUAUGGCCGUACAUUGUAACAUAUUGUAUUUUUUUAAACUAAAGAAUUACAAAAAGUUAGAAUUUUCGAAUUUUUUCUAUUAUA
This is a messenger RNA of Hydractinia symbiolongicarpus, 979 nucleotides long. RefSeq names its product myosin light chain 6B-like. The coding region runs from base 122 to 568 and encodes 148 amino acids. Gene Ontology annotation, cellular component: myosin II complex. The transcript is spliced from 3 exons. Gene Ontology annotation, molecular function: calcium ion binding. NCBI's taxonomy places the organism in Eukaryota, Metazoa, Cnidaria, Hydrozoa, Anthoathecata, Hydractiniidae. The record is from RefSeq and is a predicted model, not a curated record.